AUGGCCGCCAACAAGCAAGGCAAGAUGGCCAACCUCAUCAACUACCGGAUGAGAGUUACCCUGAACGAUGGUCGCCAGAUGACCGGUCAGAUGCUGGCCUUCGAUAAGCACAUGAACCUUGUUCUCGCCGACACAGAAGAGUUCCGCCGUAUCAAGCGGAAAUCCAAGGCCGCCCCCGGCUCCACUGCCACCCCGCAGGUCGAAGCGGAGGAGAAGCGAACCCUCGGUCUGACCAUCGUGCGCGGCGCCCAGGUCGUUUCCUGCUCUGUCGACGGUCCCCCUCCUGCCGACCCCUCUGCCCGUCUCGGUAACGCUCCCGGUCUUGGCCCCGCUGCCACUCUCGCUGCCGGCCCUGGUGUCAGCAAGCCCGCUGGUCGUGGCCUGCCCAUUGGACUCGGUGGUCCUGCUGCUGGUGUCGGUGGCCCGCCUCCUCCCGGUGGCUUCGGUGGUUUCCCUCCGGGAGGCUUCCCUGGUGCGCCCCCUCCAGGAUUCGCUGGUCGUGGAGGACCCCCAGGUGGACCUCCUGGCUUUGCUCCCCCUCCUGGUUUCGUUCCCCCCGGUGCUCCUCCGGGUGCUUUCCAACCUCCUCCCGGCUUCCAGCCCCCUGGACAGGGACGAGGAUACCCCCCACCAGGCUUCGGUGGCAGAUGA
Messenger RNA from Penicillium pulvis, 651 nucleotides. RefSeq names its product small nuclear ribonucleoprotein-associated protein. The transcript has 6 exons. Bases 1 to 651 code for a protein of 216 amino acids. Gene Ontology annotation, molecular function: RNA binding. Gene Ontology annotation, biological process: mRNA splicing, via spliceosome. Gene Ontology annotation, cellular component: U1 snRNP; U4 snRNP; U2-type prespliceosome. The record is from RefSeq and is a predicted model, not a curated record. Lineage: Eukaryota; Fungi; Ascomycota; Eurotiomycetes; Eurotiales; Aspergillaceae.